AUGACGGCGCCCGUGCCGCUCGCAGUGAUGACGCUGCUGCUGACGAUGAUGGCGGCUCGCGGGGCCGCCGUCUCCCAGGCGGUCGUCGUCGCGGCCGGGGGCGGGGGCGCGGGCAGCGAGACGCCGCCCCCAGCCGUGCCGCGCACUCAGCUGGCCGGCCCCCGCGGGGGCGACGACGACUACGACUACGACGAGGAGUACCUGGAAGAGGAGCAGCCCGUGACCGGCACGGCCUCUGGCCUGGGGCAGUACCUGGGCGCGCCGUGCGUCGACGACUGCAGCCCCUCGCUGCCACACACCUUCUGCGACCCCGUGACGCAGGUGUGCGAGUGCGAGAAGCACUACCCCGUCAAGCUGGGCGCCACCAAGGGCUGCGCCAAGCCGGUGCGGCUGGGCGAGCAGUGCUACUACCUGGCGACGUGCACGUACACGGACGCGCACGCCGAGUGCAAGCAGAUCGCCCACAACGCCAUCUGCCAGUGCAAGCCCGGCUACCACGUGGUCGCGCGCCAGCGCCCCACCAAGAAGGUCUUCUGCUCAGAAGACCUGGUGCUGCUGACGACGGACAUGCCGACGCUGUUCGGCGUGGCGACCGGGCUAGCCAUCUUCACGGCACUCAUCUGCUUCGUGCUGAAGCUGUUCAGCAGAGCCAGGUACUCUCGGCCGCGGCACUACGCCAACGCCAACCUGGCGCCGCCCAUCCUCUUCUCCAGCGAGACCGGGAUCCCGCUGGCGGUGCACGGGGCUCGGCCGCCGUCGCGGGCCUCCAGCCAGCGCAGCGCGGGCACCGCCGGCUCCUCGACGGGCGGCUGCGGCUUCGCGCCGCCGCGGCGAGCCUCCAGCGACGGGCUGGUCAGCCUGGCGGGCACGGCGCGCGCGUGCGCGUCGCGCGGCGUCGCGGUGCCGGCGUCGCGGGCAGGUGCGGCUCGAGCCGCGGCCAUCUUGCUUAUCUCGUGCCACCUGACGGCCACCGCGGCCAAGGCGGCCGCCGCCGAGGAGGAGGACUCGGAGGCGGAGGCGCCGCCGCCGCUGGCGGGCCCGGCGCCCACCCCCACGCCCGUCACCAGCGGCGCGCCCGCCGCCCUGCCGGACCCCGGCCUCGACCUGCUGGACGCCGACUCGGAGGACGAGCCGCCUCUGCAGCAGCGGGAGCCCGGUUCCCGGAGACCCAGCCUGGCGUCCAUCCACUCGAGCGCCUCCUCGUCGCGCUCGAUGAGCUUCAGCAUGCGGAAGUUCGAGCGCGAGAACCAGCAGCGCGAGGAGCGGCGGCUGCAGCUGCUGGCCCAGCAGCAGGAGCAGCAGCAGCUGCAGCAGCAGCAGCUGCUGGAGAUCCAGCAGAAGCAGCAGCAGCAGCAGCUGCAGCUGCGCCAGGAGCCGCAGCAGGCGGCGCAGGCCCACCAGCAGGCGCCAUCGCCCAGCCCGCGAACGCCCAUGAGCACCGACGAGCUGCUGCCCGCCGUCUCCGAGGAGGCGCUGUACAACUCUGGUUCAUCCAGUGCCAGCAGCAGCCACGUGCAGUCCGCCUACCAGGGGCCGUGCACCUCGACCGAGGCAUCGCGCUAGCUGCUCGCAACACGUUACGCGCACCGCCGAUUCCACAGCUGGUCUGUCCACCGGACCUGAAGAGGGCUUACUUCUGCACCCCGUGAGCUCUCCACCGGUCAGAAGACGUAUCUCGGGUGCUUCGUCCAGUUACGUGGCAGAGGUCACUAUGCCUCGACAGUGGCACGUUCUUUAACGCGGAGAGUUACGAGGAGAGUUCAUAGUUUACAGGGCAGGCAGACACAGUACAGUAACUAAGUGUACCGUAAGUCUUUCUGAGAAGCCUUUGACCCCGUGUCACAUGACAGGGGGUUCUACUUUUGCUAAAGAUAAACUCGACACUUGUGGGACAUUCCAAUAAUUCACCAAAUAACUCGCAGAUUAUCAUGUGCAGAGGAUAAAUGCCAUUAAAACUUUAUACACUUCCAGUGCGAUGUACAUCAGAUUUUCAGUGGCUCGUUUCACUUCUCGAGAACAUGCGACAGACUCGUCACCCUUAACAGUUACGCUUCAGUCCAGGAGAUAACCCACAUAUACACCAAGGUCUAAUACUGCAUCAGUGACAAAUUGUGCAACUUUUAUGGAUUUGUGUAACAUAAUUUUUGAGAAGAUAUUUCUUUUGACCAUAAUGACUAUAUCAGGCAUUCUCACAUUGUGUUUAAAGGAUUUUCCAUUGAACUAUGAAUUCUAACAUUCUGUACCAAACACUAGUGUUGCCUGCAGGCCUUAUGCAACUCUGUGGGAGAUAACACUAUAUCUUU
This is a messenger RNA of Schistocerca piceifrons (Central American locust), 2303 nucleotides long. Its product is annotated as AF4/FMR2 family member lilli. The record is from RefSeq and is a predicted model, not a curated record. The transcript is spliced from 8 exons. NCBI's taxonomy places the organism in Eukaryota, Metazoa, Arthropoda, Insecta, Orthoptera, Acrididae. The coding region runs from base 1 to 1563 and encodes 520 amino acids.